Messenger RNA from Dracunculus medinensis (Guinea worm), 396 nucleotides. The record is from the annotation of a GenBank genome assembly. Lineage: Eukaryota; Metazoa; Nematoda; Chromadorea; Rhabditida; Dracunculidae.
AUGUUCGUGAAAAUUGUUGAGAGCCUAUUCUUAAGUGAUUUUGUAACGGUUAAUGCAGCUAAAACUUUGCCGCAUUUUGAGCGAUUUAACAUAACGGAUGUGCUUACGGUUUCGACGUAUCGGAUCCAUGCGAAUUCUCGACUUCCUCAUGUUAACUAUCAUUACCAAAUGAUUUAUGACACGUUAACGCAGCGACUGCUUACCAAUCAGUUGCUAGAACGUUGCCUAACGACAAUUGAGAAAAGUAUUGCUAAUGGUGGAAAUAUUGUUGUGCAUUGUGAGGCAGGAAUUUCACGAUCGGUUACAAUUAUUAUGGCUUAUUUGAUGAAAACUUAUGAAUGGACCGUUGAAGAAGCUUUCAAAUACGUUGUGAAACUCCGACCAGUUGCACAGUAA